This is a messenger RNA of Boleophthalmus pectinirostris (great blue-spotted mudskipper), 1872 nucleotides long. RefSeq names its product retinoid X receptor, gamma b (gene rxrgb). The transcript is spliced from 8 exons. Gene Ontology annotation, biological process: response to retinoic acid; positive regulation of transcription by RNA polymerase II; anatomical structure development. Gene Ontology annotation, molecular function: zinc ion binding; retinoic acid-responsive element binding; nuclear receptor activity. Gene Ontology annotation, cellular component: RNA polymerase II transcription regulator complex; nucleus. The record is from RefSeq and is a predicted model, not a curated record. Bases 313 to 1518 code for a protein of 401 amino acids. NCBI's taxonomy places the organism in Eukaryota, Metazoa, Chordata, Actinopteri, Gobiiformes, Gobiidae.
UAUAUUCAGCAUGUAUUCUGUAUGUUAAGCAGUGCUGUCACCCCCGUUGGUAAGUUCAUCUAUAAAGCCUGUUCAACAGCGCCAUCUGCUGCAGUUGAAACUAAAGUGAGUUCCCUCGUGACUGCCCUCUUAUGCCUCUUCCUGACAACAAACAUGAAAACCUGUGUGACAAGUUUCAGCUAUUAGCCUCAGCCCAGCCCAUUCGCAAGGCAUAUGAAGCUCUGAGAAAAAAAUGUGUGGGAGGGGACACAAACAGAGAUACUGACGGAGCGGAAGACAACAACAUGACAAAAUUAAGGAAGUGAGAGUGUCAUGAGACCUCGGACUAGGUCUCCUUCCUUGGCUUUUGUUUCCUCUUCAGUUCACUUAAGUUCAGUGCUUUGGUCAUCAUUUCUUCCUUCCUGUCAUCCUCAGAUGAACUCCAUGAACAGUGUUAGCAGCUCAGAGGACAUCAAGCCUCCACCAGGGCUUCAAAACCUUGGUAACAUCAACUAUCAGUGCACGAGUCCUGGAGGCAUGUCCAAGCAUAUCUGCGCCAUCUGUGGAGAUCGCUCCUCAGGGAAACACUACGGUGUAUACAGCUGUGAGGGAUGUAAGGGCUUCUUCAAAAGAACAGUUCGCAAAGACCUGACCUACACCUGUCGAGACAACAAGGAGUGCCUCAUUGACAAACGCCAGCGAAACCGCUGCCAGUACUGUCGCUACCAGAAGUGCCUGGCGAUGGGGAUGAAGAGAGAAGGUGUGUGCACUGUGCAGGAGGAGAGGCAGCGCGGGAAAGAGCGAGGGGACAAUGAGGUGGAGUCUACGAGCUGUUUCAAUGAGGAAAUGCCUGUGGACAAGAUCUUGGACGCAGAGCUGGCUGUGGAGCCCAAAACAGAGCCAUACUCUGAAGGAGGCCCAGGCAACUCGACCAAUGACCCUGUCACAAAUAUUUGCCAAGCAGCAGAUAAGCAGCUCUUCACUUUGGUCGAGUGGGCCAAGAGGAUACCGCACUUCUCUGAACUCCCGCUGGAUGAUCAAGUCAUCUUACUUCGAGCAGGCUGGAACGAGCUCCUUAUAGCAUCUUUUUCGCAUCGCUCGGUCACAGUGAAAGACGGCAUACUUUUGGCCACAGGGCUCCAUGUGCACAGAAGCAGUGCCCACAGUGCGGGGGUCGGUUCUAUUUUUGACAGAGUUUUAACAGAGUUAGUUUCUAAAAUGAAAGACAUGCAGAUGGAUAAAACAGAGCUAGGAUGUCUACGAGCGAUUGUUCUCUUUAAUCCAGAUGCAAAGGGUCUUUCAAAUCCAUCUGAAGUAGAAGCACUGAGGGAAAAAGUGUAUGCUUCAUUAGAGUCAUAUACAAAACAAAAAUAUCCAGACCAGCCAGGCAGAUUUGCAAAACUCCUCUUGCGCCUCCCAGCUCUACGGUCUAUUGGCCUUAAAUGUCUGGAACAUUUGUUUUUCUUUAAACUGAUCGGCGACACACCUAUUGACACGUUCCUGAUGGAGAUGCUUGAGGCGCCACACCAGAUAACAUGACACCAGCCUCCCCUGGCCCCUGUACAUACCCCUUUACUGACAGUGAGAAGAAGAUGCAUAAAAGACUUGAUCUAAACUGUAAAGCAGCAUAUUUUGUACCAUGCAAGACAACUGUAAUUAAACUUGAAUAAAGUAUUAUGAGGAUUGGGUAAGUCAUAAGAGAGGAUCAACUACACUGUCACAGUCUUUUUAACAGAUUGAGUUGUAAAUAGAUAAUGUCAGGUUUCAAAGCAAUCCAAUGCAAUUUGAAAAUAAUAUUUUACUGUAUUAAAUUGUAUAAAAUGGGAACCAUCCUUCCAUUUAUAAACCAUAUCUGUGAAUUCCUACAAAAUAAAGUUAUUUGAAUUGUUAAAA